ACCAACCGCCUACGACCCUAGCGCAAUUACCUUAACAAUAACCCCAUGGUUUCACGUUAUGGGCCUGGUCGGAAACUUUUGCAGCUUCACCACAGGACGUACUAUAGUAUAUCUGCCUAAAUUCGACAUGCAGACAUACUUAAUGUGCAUCGAGAAAUAUAAGGUACCCCAACUAGCAGUGGUACCACCAAUACUAGUAGCUUUAUGUAAAUUGGACAUCAAGUUCGAUCUAAGCUCUGUAAAAACUAUCUAUUCUGGUGCUGCGCCCCUGCAUAAGGAUACUUUGGAAGUUUUGAAGACUAAGUUCCCUGCCACUCAAAUACUUCAAGGCUACGGGAUGACAGAGGUGACUUUAGCCGUAACAAGAGACACGAUGGAGACGGCCCACUUGGCCAAGCCUGGGGGGGUUGGUUUCAUUUGCGCUGGGACCAUCAUAAAGAUAGUCGACCCGGAAACAAGAAAGACUCUAGGUCCAAACCAGAGAGGUGAACUCUGCGUCCGUGGACCAUCGGUUAUGAAAGGAUAUAUCGGCAAGGAUACAAAAGACGACAUUGACAGUGAGGGGUUCUUCAAAACUGGUGACAUCGGAUACUAUGAUGAUGAUAAAUAUUUCUUUAUCGUUGAUCGGUUAAAGGAGUUAAUAAAAUACAAGGCGUAUCAGGUACCUCCAGCAGAAAUAGAAGCAUUGCUCCUCCAACAUCCAGGUGUAAAAGACGCUGGCGUCGUAGGCGUAGAGAACAAAGAAGCCGGCGAGGUGCCCCUUGCGUUUGUCGUAAAACAAUCUGACAGUGACGUAACUGAGGAUGAUGUUAAGAAAUUCGUUGCUGAGAGGGUUAGUAUGACAACUUAACAAGUGAUUAAUCAAUGUGUGCAGUACAGAAUAAGUAUUACGUUUUAAGUUAUUUGGCGUUAAUAUUAGAAAAUGUAAUUAAGUCUACAUAGCCGUAUUUGAAAAAUUACAAGCGUACAAGAAGUUCGUAUACGCAUCGAACAGACACGAAGUGCCUUCAUGAAAAUGAAAAAGAUUUUG
Molecule: messenger RNA, 1030 nt
Organism: Hyposmocoma kahamanoa
Lineage: Eukaryota; Metazoa; Arthropoda; Insecta; Lepidoptera; Cosmopterigidae
Product: 4-coumarate--CoA ligase 1-like
Exons: 5
Molecular function (GO): CoA-ligase activity
Source: RefSeq, a predicted model, not a curated record